Molecule: messenger RNA, 1288 nt
Organism: Glycine soja
Lineage: Eukaryota; Viridiplantae; Streptophyta; Magnoliopsida; Fabales; Fabaceae
Product: photosystem I chlorophyll a/b-binding protein 6, chloroplastic-like
Exons: 5
Coding region: 207-989 (260 amino acids)
Biological process (GO): response to light stimulus; photosynthesis, light harvesting in photosystem I
Cellular component (GO): membrane
Source: RefSeq, a predicted model, not a curated record
UACUAUUUUUCUGAUUAUCCAUCUUAGCUCUGAGCCUCUGAACCUUCCAUAUCCAGGCCACGUGUGGAUCAUUUGAUGUACCAUUGGCUCUCAUUUCAUAUUUUUCGUUCCAAGCAGAAUAUCACAACUUGAGCUUAUCCAUCAUCUGAAUAUAUUGUUCCAUUCCAACUAACACAUUCUGCCACGCCUUUCACUAAUCUGAAUUCAUGGCUUUAGCACUUUCCUCCACCGCAUUGUCAAGUCUUCCAAACAGAGAAAUUCGUCAAAAGGGUUUCCCAGAAAGAACACCCACAUGCUUGAGCCUGACCAGAAGAACAAUUGCAAAUGCUACAAAAGGAGUCUCAGCUGUCUGUGAACCACUUCCUCCAGAUAGACCAUUGUGGUUCCCUGGUAGCUCACCUCCUGAGUGGCUUGAUGGCAGUCUUCCUGGUGAUUUCGGAUUCGACCCUCUUGGAUUAGGGUCUGAUCCAGAGUUGUUAAAGUGGUUCGCUCAGGCAGAACUAAUGCAUUCAAGAUGGGCAAUGCUGGCAGUGUUCGGAAUUCUGGUCCCCGAAUUGCUCGAAAGAAUCGGCUACAUCGAGAACUUCUCUUGGUACGAUGCUGGCACACGAGAGUAUUUUGUGGACCCCACAACCUUAUUCGUCGUGCAAAUGGGCCUGAUGGGCUGGGUGGAGGGUCGAAGAUGGGCCGACAUUGUUAACCCAGGGAGUGUUGACAUUGAGCCCAAAGUGCCACACGUCACGAACCCAAAGCCCGAUGUUGGGUACCCUGGUGGGCUUUGGUUUGACCCAAUGAUGUGGGGAAGAGGUUCACCUGAGCCAGUGAUGGUUUUGAGGACCAAGGAGAUCAAGAAUGGAAGACUUGCAAUGUUGGCUUUUGUUGGGUUCUGGUUCCAAGCUAUUUAUACAGGGGAAGGACCCAUUGAAAAUUUGAUGGCACACCUUGCUGAUCCUGGUCACUGCAACAUUUUCUCGGCUUUCACGCGUUAGGGCAAUGUACAGUUUGAAGAAAAGAAGACUGAAGAUAUGCGUCAGGAAUGAACAUAGUAGCUUUAUGCUGCACCAGCAAUAUCCGUUAUUUACUUUAAACAUGUACUUGGCUUCCUAAUCCAAGCUUUACAAUUGACACAAGGUUUUGAUUCUUUUAAACAAAAUCAAAUUGCAAUUGCUUUGGAUCAUUGAGGUAUUGAGGUGUCGGGUGUAAUUAAGGUAAACCUUAAAAGGAUCAUUGUAAUUUACUCUUUUUUCUAUUAAAUUACAAGAAGGGAAAUUUCGUGUAUGGUUCGAAA